Caenorhabditis remanei is the source of this 402-nucleotide messenger RNA. RefSeq lists its product as uncharacterized. The transcript has 2 exons. The coding region runs from base 1 to 402 and encodes 133 amino acids. The record is from RefSeq and is a predicted model, not a curated record. Lineage: Eukaryota; Metazoa; Nematoda; Chromadorea; Rhabditida; Rhabditidae.
AUGGAGCUUAAAGAUAAACUCCUUCAAAAUCCCAAUCUGAAACAGUUGAAAAUAGAAGCAAUAGCUCGCAUGAAGGCUCGUGACGUUAAAGAUAUUAAAACAAGUCUCAAAAAAUACAGCACCAACAAUGCUCCGUAUCCGUGCUGGGUUAGCAUUCCAUACCCGGAUUCUGAUAAGAAAUUGGAGAUGUUGGUGGAGAAGAGGAUCAUAUGGUUUAAAGGACCGUAUUAUGUGGAGAUAGAGGUUGAAGAUAGUAGUGAUGAGGAUGAUGAGAAUGACGAAGAAGAGAGUGAUGAGGACGAUGAAGAUGAGAGUGAUCAUUAUGAAGAUGAGGAAGACGACGACGAAGAUCAAGAAGAGGAUGAAUAUGAGAUGCUGCAGCUAAACGCUUUGAAAUUGUGA